AUGUCUUUUUCUUCGAGGCUCAGUUCUUUGCUACUGACACGCAAAGAUCAUGCCCGAUUUCUUCAAAAUCGAGUAUGGUUACAAGGUAUUUUAGAGGAUUUUUCACUGGAAGGUGUUCUUGAUAUUCCACGCGUAGGUACAACUCCUUGUGUAAUGAUUUAUGGAUCAAGUGUGGCCGGUACUGCAUUUCAAGACGGCGAUGCUGAUUAUGCUAUUGUUUUCCCUUCAAAGACAUCUAUUAAUGAUUUUUCAAAAUUAGAAAAGUUAACAUUAUCGCCAUCUAAUUUUCUUGAGAUUAGGCGUGAAUAUCAUCAAAGGGUUUUGUCUUCUAUUUUACAACAUAUCGUGAAACGUGAUCUCUCUGUUGAUUUAAAGCAUGAACAAAUAUUUACCGCUCGUAUCCCCAUUAUUCGUCUAAAGAAAAUAAAAAAAUCUGAAUCUGAAGAUAUUCGCUUUGAUAUUUCUCUCUCAUUAGAUGGCCUUAGGAACUCAUUAUUGCUUCGAUUAUACAUGGAAUCUGAUCCGCGUCUUAGGGCGGGUGUUUUGUGUGCAAAGAAGUGGGGUCGUUCUAAAGGGAUUCUUGAUGCUCGACGAGGAUGGAUUUCCCCUUACGCGUUAACUGUUAUGUAUAUAUUUUACAUGCAGACUACUAAAAGAACAGUUUCUGUAAUAAAUGAAACUGAUGUUGACAGUAAACUUUUUCCUAUUGCGACACAACUCUCAGAUACAACUGGUACUUGUUGCUCAGAGUUUAUUGAUGUCCUUCCUUGUAGAGAUGCGAAGGUAUCUGAUGUGUUAGAAGAUCUACGAGGAUUUUUUAGUUUUUUUGGUGAUUGCACUAAAUUUGAUUUUGAUAUUGAUGUUGUUGAUAUUAGGACAAAAGAUAAGUGGUUAUCAAAGGAAAAAUGGCUUGAGGAGAUGAAAAAGUUUUCAGAGAAAGAGAGAUGGGAGCUUUUGGGUUACGAGACAAUCAUGGUGCGUGAUCCCUUUGAGUCGCACAAUCUUGGACGAAGUGUAGAUUUUUUCCGAGCUGAAGACAUUCGAGAGGCAUUCCGCUUGGCAUCACAGAAUAAUUGCGAAGAAUUGGUGAAUUUGUGA
Molecule: messenger RNA, 1098 nt
Organism: Trypanosoma theileri
Lineage: Eukaryota; Euglenozoa; Kinetoplastea; Trypanosomatida; Trypanosomatidae
Product: putative RNA polymerase II
Exons: 1
Coding region: 1-1098 (365 amino acids)
Biological process (GO): RNA 3'-end processing
Molecular function (GO): nucleotidyltransferase activity
Source: RefSeq, a predicted model, not a curated record